Rubroshorea leprosula is the source of this 3054-nucleotide messenger RNA. Lineage: Eukaryota; Viridiplantae; Streptophyta; Magnoliopsida; Malvales; Dipterocarpaceae. The record is from the annotation of a GenBank genome assembly.
AGACAUUGGAAACAAAGGAGCAGAUGGAAUAUCAAACAUACCUCCUCCCAUUAUUCUUUCCACGAGCAAUGAUGAUGAUCAAGGCAGAAGAUCAACCAAGCCCCAUCAUGAAUGCAGCCUUGGCCAGGACGCUCCUCAGGGCCAAUAACUCUCGUGUUUGGUCAAUGAAGAUCAUAUCUUGGAACUGCCGCGGUGCGGCCAAACAAAGCUUUCAAUCUAGUGCUAUGGAUCUCAAAAGGAUUCAUAACCCCUGCAUCAUGUUGAUCUUAGAAACUAAAAUUAGCGAAGACCAUGCUAUUGCUAAAGCUAGGGCAUUGGGCUUUCCCCACUUUCACUGUGUGGACUCUGAUGGGUUAGCAGGAGGCCUCUGGAUCCUUUGGAAUGAUAGCAAGGUUACCCUUGACAUUGUUUCUACUAAUGCUCAAGCUAUUCAUGCCAUUGUUAAGGUACGCAAUCAUCCCUCCCUUUCCUCUGAUACUUGGUUUCUUUCUGGCAUUUACGGUAGACCUGUUUAUGAGAUAAGGACUAUGCUUUGGCAAGAACUUCGCUAUCUCUCUAUAAUGAUCUCUUGCUCAUGGAUUCUUAUUGGAGACUUUAACGAUGUCAUCGAUCAAUCCAAAAUAUUUGGGGUGGCAUUGUGUGCCAAAGCAGGGGAACGCUUGGAUCGAGCCUGGGCUAACCCAGAUUGGAGGCUUAUCUUUUCGGAAGCUAAUCUAUAUCACCUUCCUAGAUUUAAUUCUGAUCAUCAUCCCAUCAUGCUGGAUCUCUGUCCUAAUCUGUCUCGAAUGGGACCUAGACCAUUUCGUAUGGAAAAGUUUUGGCUUGAUCAUCAUGAUUUCAAUCAAGCCAUCUCUCACAUCUGGCUCAAUGGGAUUUAUCGUGCUCCUACUUUUCCUCACAGCUCCUUUUUGGUUGAUCUUGAGAGACAACUUUCUAAGGAGUAUGAGAAUAUUCUUAUGAUGGAAGAGGAUUUGUGGUUUAUGAAGUCGAGAUCUAAUUGGUUGAUUGAGGGUGAUCGUAACACAAAAUUUUUUCACCUAUCAACUAUUUGUCACAAGGCCAGAAAUAGGAUUUUGGGUCUAAAGGAUUCCACUGGCAAUUGGAUCUUUGACCCUCUUGCACUAUCUACUCUCAUUAUGAACUAUUUCUCUGGUUUGUUCACCACCUCGCAUGAGCUCUCGUACUCUGAUUCUUUUGCAAGUAUUGAUGUUUCCCUUCGGGCCAUCCCCCUUGAGUCCCUCCAGGGUGUCCCUACUAAGGAUGAAAUUUGGGCCACCUUACAUUCCAUCAAACCCUUUAAAGCUCCUGGACCUGACGAUGUCCACCCUUUAUUCUUUCAGAAGUUUUGGGAUAUUACUAAGGAUAAACUUUGUACUGAUAUUAUUCAAAAUUUCUCCAACGGGAUUAUUCCCUCCUCCUGGAAUGAAAGUUUAGUUGUUCUUAUCCCUAAAAAUACCUCUCCGAUCUCAAUCCAAGAGUUUAGGCCCAUUGGUCUUUUGAAAGGCUCCAAAGCUGGUCGUAGGGGGCCUCUUUUAUCUCACUUGUUUUUUGCAGAUGAUAUCAUAUUUGUGGGCAAAGCCACCCAAGAAAACUGCAAUUAUCUUAGCUCUCUGCUCCAAUUCUUCUGCUCUAGAUCUGGCCAAAAAAUCAAUCUUCAAAAGUCUCGGGUCUUGUUUUCAAAUAAUGUGGAUCCUCCUACUCGAGACCUUCUUUGCUCUAUGCUUGGCAUAUCUAAAACCAAGGACUUGGGGAAAUAUCUGGGUCGAGUUACCCUCACCAAGUCCGUUCUGGAAGCUGUCCCAAAUUAUUACAUGCAGUCCUCCCUUCUGCCUACCUCUAUUCAUCGAGAGCUGGACCAAAUUUCACGCAACUUCAUAUGGGGCUCUGAUGAACAUCAUAAGAAAAUUCACUUAAGGCUUCACAUUGAGAAGGAUAAGCUAUGGUCAAAAAUCUUCUGCUAUAAAUACUCUAUCAUGGAUCCCCGGGCCCCCCUACCCACUGCUAGCUCCCCUGUCAUCAAAGGAUUACAAGAAGGGCGUACUCUUUUCCAACAAGGGUUGAAAUGGAUUCCUCGUAAUGGCAAUGCUAUUAGCUUCUGGAAUGAUUAUUGGUGUGGCGAUCGACCAUUGUCUGAGAUUAGAGCUAUACCUUUGUCCCUUGAAAAUUUGGAUACUGCUAUUUUUACUUGGGCUCAUGGCCAAGGCGGAAACUUCUCCUCAUCUUCGGCCUACUGUUUGCUGCUUGAGCUUCCUUCUAAAGAUGCCAAAGUUAUGAUGAGACCAUCGACCAUAUCUUCAGGACCUGCUCCAGCUAUUUCUUUGUGGAAUGACAUUCUCCCUGGAGCUAUAGUGUCUAAUGAUGACACUCCAUUUCUGCAAUGGUUACGUAACAAUUCGACACGUUUCGACGAUGCUCUGACCACUCCUAUUCCCCAAAGCCUCCACCAAAGAACUCACGAGAUGUUUGCUUGGUCUAAACCGCACUUUCCCACCAUCAAGCUUAACUCCGAUGGUUCCUUCAUUGGAAACCCAGGUUUAUCUAGGUCUGGGGGUAUCUUUAGGGAUUCUUUAGGCAAUUGGGUUCUUGGUUAUGCUAGGAAUAUUGGUUUCUCUUCCCCUCUUGCUGCUGAGUUAUGGGCCAUAAGAGAUGGUCUUGUUUUGGCCAUCCAAAAGGGCUUCCAUAAUUUAAUUGUGGAAAGUGACUCAAAGGUUGUUGUCCUUCUUCUCACGAAAGGUUGUGUUUCCACUCACCCUCACAGCACUUUAAUUCUUGAUUGCAAGAUGCUCAUGCAGAAAAUUCAUCAGAUACACUUGGUCAACAUUGUGCGUGAACGCAAUAUGUGUGCAAAUCAGCUGGCAAAAAUGGGGAUGUCGCUUUCUUCUUCUUUUUGUAUUUUUGAAUUUUGUCCACCAGCUGUUGUUGGUUUAUGCCUUGCGAAUGCCUAUGGGGUUCAGUAUGUUAGACCCCCUUGAUCCUUUGUAGUUGUAUCUCCCCCCUUUUACCAAAAAACUUUAAAUAUAUCUUAAGAGAAACAAAUGAAAAUAGCUAUUGCCA